CUAUCCACCCAUUUCUAGAGCGGAUAAAUACAGCCCAGACAUAGCCUACUACAACACCUCACCCAGGCUACACCAGACGUAUCCUAGUCCUAAAUGUGAAUACCGCAGGUAAUUCCACGUAUUGUUUACGAUUCAUCUCCGCUGCAUGUGGAGUGUGAGUGUGGACACCUAGAAAUAUGUUGACUGAGUCACUGCUGCCACAUUCCAGGAGAGGAGGACUGUCCGGGCUGCCUCUCUUCUGAUAAGCAUCCUAUGGUAUUCUGUACAAGUCAAGAUGGCGGUGUCGGCAACGGAAAAAGACGCAAUAAAUACUGAAGAUGACCAUCACAACGAUUCGUUCGGGAACCCCGGGCUUAUCUCUCCGGAUAGGGAGGACAUUGCACGGCUUCUGAAGGUGCCAUUCAGCGGCCGCAUCAGAGGUGGUAUGAGGCCGGGGAAGAAGGUCAUUGUCAUGGGCAUUGUUGAUCUGGAGCCAGACAGCUUUGACGUCAGCCUGACUUGCGGCCGCGGCACAGAGAAGGAGGAGCCACAGCCGGAUGUGGCCCUGAAACUUAGUGCUCGAUUCGCUGAGCGCCAGUUUCUGCGUAACUCCCGCGUCUCGGGAAAAUGGAGCGAGGAGGAGAAGUCUAUCGACUACUUCCCCUUCAUCCCUGACCAGCCCUUCAGGAUGGAGAUCCACUGCGAACACACGCGCUUCCGGAUAUUUGUGGACGGAAAUCCGCUCUUUGACUUUUUUCACAAAGUGAAAUCUUUGCCGUCCAUCGAUACAGUGAGGAUAGAAGGGGGUCUACAGAUCACCAAGCUAGGUUAACCAACCCAGCUGCUAUGCCAGUGUGUGACACAACAAGAACUCAAUACAGGUGAACACACACACCUGUUACUACAAUACCCACAAUGCAACACUGCAGCGACAGUGGGCCUAGCGCUUUGGAAAGGCCUCGCCCAUCCCGGUUUGGUUCUGCCGUCACUCCUCUUCUUCUUUCCCCUUUAUCUUGUCACGUCUCAACCAAGAUCUGACGUUAUUGUGACCUUCCUAAUUGUUGGUUGAAUGGUUGCAAUGCAACGCAGCUCUGUGUGUCUUUGUUCUGAAAGAAUUCCUUUGUUUUCUUCCUCAGUUCUGUGUGUGUCAGGGAUCUCACAAUAUAAACGCCUGCUCAUGGUUACCAAGCAUCCUAUGGGGAUUUUGCUGAGAGAGGGGGCCCCAUUCCAAAUGUAAUAGUGCACUGCUUUUUGGGGCACUAUUGGGCACUAAGAGUGCUAUUUGGGACACAGCCGUAAAGCACUCCAAAGUAUUUGCUUUCAUGAGGUUUCUCAGGAAUCAACACUAUUUAUCACAUAUAACAUCAUCACUGCAAAUGAGGGUUAUCUCGUGGGGUUGACAAGCUCAGUAUUAUGGGAGCUUCCAUUUUUGCACUCUCUCCCGGUUCUUGAAUUGGGUUUUAUUGGUUGGUUGGUUGGUUGUCAUGGUUAUUGGCAUCCUAACUCAAUGACCUACAUACAGAGGUUGCAUUCUAAAUUGCAUUCUAUUCCCUAUAUAGGGAUCAGGGCCCAUUGGGCUCUGGCCAAAUGUAGUGCACUACGUAGGGAAUAGGGUGCCAUUUGGAAAGGGAAAUGAGGAUUAUAUUGUGGAGUCUCGGCAAGAUGUACCGUAGCAGCUUUUUGAUUGAAAUGUCUUGUAACUGUAUGCAAUGUAUUAAUGGUGGUUCUUACUCACAGUUUCAGUUGAUUGCAACCAUUCUCCUCCUGUAGAUAUAGAUAUUGCACCGACAUAGAGCUAUGUGGUAGUGAAUAGAAUGUAUCGUUCAUUUGGAGCUUUGUUUACAUUGCUUAUUUAACAGUGAUGAAUGAUUGGUUCGUUUUAAAGGGGUAGUUCACCACAAAAUCCAAGUUUAUCAGAUGUGUUUUAUACCUCAACUGUUCUGUGUGGAGCUAAUAAACUGGAAUUAGAGGUGCCAA
Oncorhynchus kisutch (coho salmon) is the source of this 1956-nucleotide messenger RNA. RefSeq names its product galectin-related protein. The record is from RefSeq and is a predicted model, not a curated record. NCBI's taxonomy places the organism in Eukaryota, Metazoa, Chordata, Actinopteri, Salmoniformes, Salmonidae. Gene Ontology annotation, molecular function: carbohydrate binding. The transcript has 5 exons. The coding region runs from base 275 to 811 and encodes 178 amino acids.